AUGCAAUCUCAAUUGUUCAAUAAACUACCAUCCCAACCUGAGAAAAAUCCUAAGGAGAAUGCUAGUGCAGUGACUUUCAAAAGUGGGAAAUACUACGACCCACCUAUCAUCCCAAAACCAAAACCAGUGCCAUCCAAACCACAAGAUGAUAGUCCAAAAGAUGAGAAAGAGGCACCUAAGCCAAAAACUCCAACUCCACCAAAGCCUACCAUUGUAGAAGCCAUAGCAGCCAGAACUAACAAUUCAAAAACGGUGGUGGAUUUCAUUCGCUCUAACAUCUUUAUUCGUUUUGGUACACCAAAAGCUAUCAUUAGUGAUAGGGGCACCAACUUCUGCAACAAGAGUAUUGAAGCACUUUUUCGUCGUUACAGUGUAACUCACAAGGUAGCUGUACCUUAUCACCCUCAAGCCAAUGGACAAGCAGAAGUCUCUAACGGAGAAGUCAAACUUAUUCUUGAGAAGAAUGUGAAUCGAAACCAAAAAGACUGGAGUACAAGGCUAGAUGAUGCUUUAUGGGCCUACCGGACUGCUUACGAGACACCUAUCGGUAUGUCACCAUAUCGGUUGGUUUAUGGAAAACCAUGUCACCUACCAGUCGAACUAGAACACAAGGCUUGGUGGGCGGUAAAAAAAUGUAACAUGGACAUGGUGGUGGCUGGCCAACAAAGAAUGCUUGAAUUGCAUGAAUUGGAGGAGAUUCGCAAUGAAGCCUAUGAAAGCUCGAGAAUCUACAAAGAGAAGACAAAGUCCUUUCAUGACAAGAACAUUCAUCGGAAAAAUUUUGUAGAAGGUCAAAAAGUUUUGAUGUAUCACUCUCGACUCAAACUCUUUCCAGGGAAGUUGAAGUCUUGGUGGAUAGGACCCUUUGUAGUCACGAAAGUUUUUUCUCAUUGUGCGGUGGAGGUUGUGAGUCCAACUACAGGAAAGGCUUUCAAAGUGAAUGGUCAGAAGUUAAAGCCAUAUUAUGAGUCAAUAGUCGAAGUCAAUAGUCGAAGAGCAAGCUGCAGUAAUCCAUCUUGUUGA
Molecule: messenger RNA, 1023 nt
Organism: Cannabis sativa
Lineage: Eukaryota; Viridiplantae; Streptophyta; Magnoliopsida; Rosales; Cannabaceae
Exons: 2
Coding region: 1-1023 (340 amino acids)
Biological process (GO): DNA integration
Molecular function (GO): nucleic acid binding
Source: RefSeq, a predicted model, not a curated record